Messenger RNA from Danaus chrysippus (African queen), 1368 nucleotides. The record is from the annotation of a GenBank genome assembly. NCBI's taxonomy places the organism in Eukaryota, Metazoa, Arthropoda, Insecta, Lepidoptera, Nymphalidae.
AUGAAGAGAUUUGCUAAACAAAUUCCUCAAAGCCUGAGGAGUUCCACUAUCAACAGUGUGAGGUCAGUAAUGGUCAAGCCGAGGUUUGGUCCGACGAGUAUAAUGAAAUCGGAAAUGAAAAAUGGGAUUAAGAUAACCUCUGCUCAAGAUACAGACUUUUUGUUAGCAGCGUGCACUAUCAUGUUUCAGGCUGGUUCUCGUUACGAGACUCAUGAUGAUUUGGGAGCUACUCACUUCCUGCGCUUGGCUUCAACAGGCGGCGGAUGUAGGGCAACAGCGUUUUCCAAACUCAGAGUAUUACAGCAGGCUGGAGCAUAUAUAACUACAACCUUGGACAGGCAAACGAUUGCCUACACUUUGCGAUGUCCACUCCAUAUGUUUCGUGAUCUCAAAUAUUAUUUAUUGGACACAGCAGUGGAUUGCUGCUACCAUGAUUGGGAAAUAUCGGAUCUCAAGCCGAUUGUGAGAGGUGACCUUAGUAGGAUCCAUCCAGAGCAGAAGGUCUUUGAUUUAAUACAAAAAGCGGCCUGGGCUGGCUCGUUGGCAAAUUCUGUAUACUGUGAAGAAGAAAGAAUUGACAGCAUGGACGGAGAAAAGCUGAGGAAUUACGUAUCAAUGAACUAUAUCCCUUCUAUGUGUAGUGUAGCAAGUGUUGGAGUUCCGUUUGAGGAAACUAUGAAGAUUGCUGAAAAGAUAGAAAAAACCAGCGAAGUCCAUUUGCCAAAGAGCCAUAAGGUUUCCCCGCGAAUGGGUUAUGAAUACUACGAUCUUGGCCCAAAUAGUGACACCUGGAUAGCUGUCGCUGUUCCAAGCUGUGACGCAUGGGAUUCCCAAAGUGUCUUCAAGCACGCAAUUAUAGCAGCAGCAUGCGGCACAGAGAACAUGCAAGAGGGCAUGACAUCGAUGGACCGUAUAGCUCAAUCACCUCUGGGCCUGAUAAGUGACAAAGAUGUACACACAGAUUGCAGAGCUUUUAACAUAUCAUACAUUGAUACUGGAUUAUUUGGUAUCAUAGCAAAGACAUCUUCAUGCUCCGCCCAUAAGAUAUCUUUGAUGAUAGCUGAGUUCCUCGCUCGUAUUGGUGAACUCAGUCUUACACAAAUCGACGAAGGGAAGAAGAGACUUUUACUCAAUCUUGCUAUCCACGAUGAAGACUGUGUCAGGAUAUGCGAAGGCCUGGCGUUGCAGUCUCUAUACAACAGUCAGAUAGACUGCGCCGAAAAUUCUGCAAAGAUUAUAGAAGGAAUAUGUUCCGACGAAGUUUCAGCAACAGCCAAAGCAUUGGCCUCCAAAUGUCGUCAAAUGGCUAUAGCCGUCGUUGGUGAUAUUGGUGUUGUACCAAUCGAUCAGGAAAUAUUUAGACGAUAG